GGGGAAAUAAGUAGUAGGCAUAAUAAAUCAACUUCGCCGCGCAUAGCGAUUUUGUAGAUAUAAAGAUGAAAAGUCAUGCUUGGAAAGAUGACGGCUCUUCAUAGAGUUACACUCAGAAUCAAUAUCAGAAGAACUCAUCUUAAGCCAACAGAUCGGUUGUAUAUUGCAACGACAGUCACUCGAUUUCAACAGCAGCAUCCCAGAAAUAUCACUCUGAACCACCAAUUUACACGCAAGAUGGCGUCGUUCUCAAACACGGACACUGGCAACAAGCCGUCAGGUCCUUAUUAUGAAAAGAACCUCGACACAGACAUAAGCCUGAAGGAGAAGGUCGAGAAUUUGAUUAAAUUCGUGUCGUCGUGCAAGUUCGGCAUGAUGACGACGCGCGACCCUACAAGCGGAAAGCUGGUCUCCCGCUGCAUGGCUAUUGCCGGAAAGGAAGGUGGCGAUAUCGACCUAACCUUCACGACCAACACUGAAUCUCACAAGACCGAUGAGCUGAAGGCGGAUAAUCACACUAACGUCUCGUUCUACGACAAUUCGGGCCAAUGGGCCUCGAUCGCGGGCGAGGCAAGCAUCGAGACGGACCGAGAAGUGGUGAAGAAGUAUUACAGCCCAACGCUCAAGGCUUGGAUGGGUGAUCUAGGCGACGGCGUUCACGACGGGAGCGAGAACGACCCACGCAUCGCGGUGCUGAAAGUUAAAACCAGCUCCGUUACAUACGCCGUCACGGGCAAGACGAUAGUAAGCAGAGCCGCGGAGAUCGCCAAGGGCACUAUUACAGGCGAACCGGCUGGGGUGAAUAAGUUGAGGGAGAUUAGCGAGGGUGAAAUUCAGCAGUGGAGGGCUACUGCUUCGAAGUAAUCGGCUUUAUACAUAUUCGCCCAUUUCUUGUAGCCCUCGCUAUGUUUAUUAUAUGUCAAAGCUUAUGAAGAUAGGAGAAGCAAAUCCACAUAAUGAAAUUCCCUCAUGUUCCAUUUUGCCGGAGCGGCGGAGAUGAUUCUCAAAGUAGCAAUUGUUAUUCUUUGUUCGGUGCUGACGGCGUUUUUUUAAAGGCGGGAAAUUU
This is a messenger RNA of Daldinia caldariorum, 1066 nucleotides long. RefSeq lists its product as uncharacterized. Bases 76 to 864 code for a protein of 262 amino acids. The transcript has 2 exons. The record is from RefSeq and is a predicted model, not a curated record. NCBI's taxonomy places the organism in Eukaryota, Fungi, Ascomycota, Sordariomycetes, Xylariales, Hypoxylaceae.